AUGUUUGCAUCACACUGGCUUCUGUGGGCCCUGCUCCUCUCACUGCUCCUCACUCUGCUCCUCACUCUGCUCCUCACUCUGCUCCUCACUCUGCUCCUCUCACUGCUCCUCACUCUGCUCCUCACUCGGCUUCUCACUCUGCUCCUCACAGUUCCUCUCACUGCUCCUCACUCUGCUCCUCACAGUUCCUCUCACUGCUCCUCACUCUGCUCCACACUCUGCUCCUCACUCUGCUCCUCUCACUGCUCCUCACUCCUCCUCUCUCUGCUCCUCACUCUGCUCCUCUCACUGCUCCUCACUGCUCCUCACUCUGCUCCUCUCACUGCUCCUCACUGCUCCUCACUCUGCUCCUCACACCGCUCCUCACUGCUCCUCACUCUGCUCCUCACUCUGUUCCUCACAUCGCUUCUCACUCUGCUCCUCACACCGCUCCUCACUGCUCCUCACUGCUCCUCACUCUGCUCCUCACUCUGUUCCUCACAGUUCCUCUCACUGCUCCUCACUCUGUUCCUCACAGUUCCUCUCACUGCUCCUCACUCUGCUCCACACUCUGCUCCUCACUCUGCUCCUCACUGCUCCUCACUCUGCUCCUCACUCUGCUCCUCACUGCUCCUCACUCUGCUCCUCACUCUGCUCCUCACUCUGCUCCUCUCACUGCUCCUCACUCUGCUCCUCACUCGGCUUCUCACUCUGCUCCUCACAGUUCCUCUCACUGCUCCUCACUCUGCUCCUCACAGUUCCUCUCACUGCUCCUCACUCUGCUCCACACUCUGCUCCUCACUCUGCUCCUCACUGCUCCUCACUCUGCUCCUCUCACUGCUCCUCACUCCUCCUCUCUCUGCUCCUCACUCUGCUCCUCUCACUGCUCCUCACUGCUCCUCACUCUGCUCCUCUCACUGCUCCUCACUGCUCCUCACUCUGCUCCUCUCACUGCUCCUCACUGCUCCUCACUCUGCUCCCUCACACCGCUCCUCACUGCUCCUCACUCUGCUCCUCACUCUGUUCCUCACAUCGCUUCUCACUCUGCUCCUCACACCGCUCCUCACUGCUCCUCACUGCUCCUCACUCUGCUCCUCACUCUGUUCCUCACAGUUCCUCUCACUGCUCCUCACUCUGUUCCUCACAGUUCCUUUCACUGCUCCUCACUCUGCUCCACACUCUGCUCCUCACUCUGCUCCUCACUGCUCCUCACUCUGCUCCUCACUCUGCUCCUCACUGCUCCUCACUCUGCUCCUCACUCUGCUCCUCACUCGGCUUCUCACUCUGCUCCUCACAGUUCCUCUCACUGCUCCUCACUCUGCUCCUCACAGUUCCUCUCACUGCUCCUCACUCUGCUCCACACUCUGCUCCUCACUCUGCUCCUCACUGCUCCUCACUCUGCUCCUCACUCUGCUCCUCACUGCUCCUCACUCUGCUCCUCACUCUGCUCCUCACUCUGCUCCUCACUCUGCUCCUCACUGCUCCUCACUCUGCUCCUCACUCUGCUCCUCACUGCUCCUCACUCUGCUCCUCACUCUGCUCCUCACUGCUCCUCACUCUGCUCCUCACACUGCUCCUCACUCUGCUCCUCACUGCUCCUAA
Messenger RNA from Knipowitschia caucasica, 1581 nucleotides. The record is from the annotation of a GenBank genome assembly. NCBI's taxonomy places the organism in Eukaryota, Metazoa, Chordata, Actinopteri, Gobiiformes, Gobiidae.